UCCCCGCGCAGGCUUGGCCGCGCACUCCCGCCCUCUGCCCGCUGCCCCGGCUCCUCCCUCCUCCGGAGCUUCUCCCUGGGGCGGCCGCGCGGGAGGGAGGCCGAGAUGGCUGAUGAGAUCGCCAAGGCUCAGGCCGCCCGGCCUGGUGGCGACACGAUCUUCGGAAAGAUCAUUCGCAAGGAAAUCCCAGCCAAAAUCAUUUUUGAGGAUGACCAGUGUCUUGCUUUCCAUGACAUUUCUCCUCAAGCACCAACACAUUUUCUGGUGAUACCCAAGAAACAUAUAUCCCAGAUUUCUGUAGCAGAAGAUGAUGAUGAAAGUCUUCUUGGACAUUUAAUGAUUGUUGGCAAGAAAUGUGCUGCUGAUCUGGGCCUGAAGAAGGGUUAUCGAAUGGUGGUGAAUGAAGGUUCAGAUGGGGGACAGUCUGUCUAUCACGUUCAUCUCCAUGUUCUUGGAGGUCGGCAGAUGAAUUGGCCUCCUGGUUAAACAUGUUUUAGGGAUAAUUUUCCCUUCUCUAGGCAAUGAUCAAUAUUUGCAAGUUCCAAUGUUAAAUAAUAUACGUAUUUUUGCCUGUGUAUGGAGAGAUUGAGGGAAUAAUUUUAAAAGCCCAUAAAUAAUAAAAGAUAAUGUUGCAUGGUUUACAAUCUCUCUGAAACCUGUGUUUGCUUUAUUAAAAAAAAAAUGUUGGAAUGUGUGAAGGUAGAAUUCAUAAUUUGGGUAUUCUUUUUUCUCCCUAAUGUAUACUAAACAUACGUACAUUGUUAAAAUGGUAUGACUGGUUUCUGAAGACAAAUACAAGAUUUCACAAAUUGAGUUUUAGCUUUGUAAUACCCUUUUAGGGUAAAAUAUUAGUCCAGGUGGAGAUUUUCUAAUCUAAUUCUCUCAAUACUUAAGAACAAGAGUAUCUGAUGUGAUUGAUCCAGAAAGUGAAUGUUUUGGGUCUAAAAGCAAUGGUUUUUGUCAAGCCCAUGUUCCCCCUGGACUGUUGGGGUAAUUUGGAAGGAAUAAAAGAUUUGUCACAGAAUCUUUGAUGACCAUA
Messenger RNA from Felis catus (domestic cat), 1039 nucleotides. It is a transcript of the gene HINT1, whose product is annotated as histidine triad nucleotide binding protein 1. Bases 106 to 486 code for a protein of 126 amino acids. The transcript is spliced from 3 exons. Gene Ontology annotation, molecular function: hydrolase activity. Lineage: Eukaryota; Metazoa; Chordata; Mammalia; Carnivora; Felidae. Gene Ontology annotation, biological process: purine ribonucleotide catabolic process. Gene Ontology annotation, cellular component: cytoplasm; nucleus. The record is from RefSeq and is a predicted model, not a curated record.